UGAUCUGUAAACGCUUUGGUAAACGCCAAACCCCAGUCUUUUGACAUUGGGGUGGAGUUGCAAAGUGACAUUUGUUGUCAAUUUAAAGCAAGGAAAUUAUCUUGGAGGUGUACAUCCACUAUCCAGCGUCUUGUUCAGGUCUCAAUUCCAGAGCAGCAAUGGCUACCGAUAAGGUGACAUUGGCUGAUGCACUAUCUAAUGUUGAUGUUCUCGAUGAAUUUACAUUACCUGAUGAACAGCCAUGCAUUGAAGCUCAACCAUGCUCUGUUGUCUAUCAAGCAAACUUUGAUACUAAUUUUGAAGACAGAAAUGGAUUUGUUACUGGUAUUGCAAAAUAUAUCGAGGAGGCUACUGUACAUGCUAGUUUGAAUGAGCUUCUUGAGGAAGGCUUGGAACAUGCAGUGAUGUUAUAUACAUGGAGAUGUUGCUCUCGAGCUAUUCCUCAACCAAAGUCCAAUGAACAACCAAACCGUGUUGAAAUUUAUGAAAAGACGGUUGAGGUUCUGGCCCCUGAAGUCAAUAAGUUAUUGAACUUUAUGUAUUUCCAAAGAAAAGCUAUCGAGAGGUUCUCUGCUGAAGUUAAACGCCUAUGUCAUCAUGAAAAAAGAAAGGAUUUUGUAUCCGAAGCAUAUCUGUUGACUCUUGGGAAAUUCAUUAAUAUGUUUGCUGUUCUUGAUGAAUUGAAAAACAUGAAGUCUAGUGUGAAGAACGAUUAUUCAACGUACAGAAGAGCUGCUCAAUUUUUGAAAGUAAUGUCAGAUUCGCAAACUCUACAAGAGUCUCAGAAUCUGUCUAUGUUCCUCGCAACGCAAAAUAAAAUCCGAGACACAGUCAAAGAGAAUUUAGAAAAGAUCGCAGGCUAUGAAGAACUUCUAGCAGACGUGGUUAACAUUUGUGUACACAUGUUUGAAACAAAGAUGUACUUAACACCUAACGAAAAGCACAUGCUAGUCAAAGUAAUGGGCUUUGGCCUAUUUUUGAUGGAUAGCGAACUGUGUAAUAUCAACAAACUAGAUCAGAAAAAAAAGUUGAAGUUGGAUAGAAUUGAUAGAAUAUUCAAAAACUUGGAAGUGGUUCCUCUUUUUGGCGAUAUGCAAAUCGCUCCUUUCAAUUACAUCAAACGGUCUAAGCACUUUGAUUCCUCAAGAUGGCCACUUUCAUCUUCUUCAAACAGUAUGAGUCCACAAGCAGAUCUUAUGGUGCACCUGCCUCAAAUAAGAGAAGAUCAUGUGAAAUAUAUCAGUGAGCUAGCCAGGUAUAGUAAUGAAGUUACGACAACAUAUAAGGAGUGUGGAAGUGAUGGAGAAAACAGGGAAACAGCUGAAUUGGCACUGCGAGGACUACAGUUACUCUCGCAAUGGACUAGUGUUGUAACUGAAUUGUACAGUUGGAAAUUACUCCAUCCUACCGACCAUCACAUGAACAAAGAGUGUCCACAAGAGGCUGAGGAGUAUGAACGUGCAACACGGUACAAUUACACGGACGAAGAAAAGUUUGCUUUAAUUGAAGUUAUAGCCAUGAUCAAGGGUCUUCAAGUUUUGAUGGCUCGUAUGGAAACUGUUUUCAUUGAUGCUAUCCGCAGGAACAUUUAUGCCGAAUUGCAGGAUUUUGUACAGCUACUGCUCAGAGAACCUCUCAGAAAAGCUAUAAAAAAUAAAAAAGAUCUGAUAAGAAGCAUAAUCGUAUCUGUUCGAGAAACUUGCGCCGAUUGGCAGAGGGGCGUUGAGCCUGUGGCUGACCCAGCGCUCAAAGGUAAAAAAGAUCCGGACAAUGGAUUUGGCAUAAAAGUUCCAAGAAGAAAUGUUGGUCCAUCAUCCACUCAACUAUACAUGGUACGCACAAUGUUAGAGUCACUGAUUGCUGAUAAAAGUGGAGGGAAACGAACACUGAGAAAAGACAUUGAUGGACAGUAUUUAGUGCAAAUUGAUCAGUUUCACAAAACAAGUUUCUAUUGGAAUUAUUUGUUAAGUUUCAGCGAAUCGCUGCAAAAUUGCUGUGAUCUUUCUCAACUCUGGUAUCGUGAAUUUUACCUUGAGAUGACCAUGGGUCGAAGAAUUCAGAAAUGCCAAGUGCGUCAUCAGCACAAUGAGGAAUGCAGCGACUUGAUCACCAUGGAGAAGCGUAUUCAGUUUCCAAUUGAAAUGUCAAUGCCAUGGAUCCUGACCGACCAUAUUCUGAGGAGCAAAGAACCUUCUAUGAUGGAAUUCGUGUUAUAUCCUCUGGAUUUGUACAAUGACAGUGCGUUAUAUGCAUUAACUAUAUUCCGCAAGCAAUUCCUCUAUGAUGAGGUAGAAGCAGAAGUUAACUUGUGCUUUGAUCAGUUUGUCUACAAGUUGAGCGAGCAAAUAUUUGCCCAUUAUAAGCAAUUGGCAGCCAGUAUUUUACUUGAUAAGAGAUUUCGAGUUGAAUGCGUUGCUCUUGGUGCAUAUCUACUUCCAUAUCCUCGAGCAAACAGAUACGAAACAUUGUUGAAACAAAGACAUGUACAACUACUUGGCAGAAGCAUAGAUUUGAAUAAAUUAAUUACACAACGUAUUAAUGCUGACAUGCAAAAAUCUUUGGAUUUGGCUGUGAGUAAAUUUGAAUCCGGCGAUAUUACGGGCGUGGUGGAACUUGAAGGAUUACUACAAGUCAAUCGUUUGACGCAUAAGCUCCUGAGUAAGUGGCUAGCAUUGGACGAAUAUGAUGCCAUGUUCCGAGAAGCAAAUCAUAACGUUCUAGCCCCAUAUGGUAGGAUCACCCUUCAUGUUUUCUGGGAGCUCAAUUACGACUUCCUGCCCAACUACUGCUACAACGCCGCUACAAAUAGAUUUGUAAAAUGCAGAGGUCUUCAGUUCGCACAGCCUGUGCAUAGAGACAAACCACCUAUGAUGUCUCACCAUUACCUGUGGGGAAGUAAACAAUUGAACCUUGCAUAUAGCACCCAAUAUGGUCAAUACACAGGAUUUGUUGGUCCAUAUCACUUCCGUACAAUGUGUAAGCUUCUUGGUUACCAAGGGAUCGCUGUAGUAAUGGAAGAGCUCCUGAAAAUCGUGAAAUCUCUGAUCCAAGGAAAUUUACUCCAGUUUACAAAAACGUUGAUGGAAGCAAUGCCAAAAGUUUGUAAACUGCCAAGAUAUGAUUACGGAUCGCCUGGUGUUCUGGGCUAUUAUCACGCCCAGUUAAAUGACAUUGUACAAUAUCCUGAUGCGAAGACUGAAUUAUUCCACAACUUUCGUGAAUUUGGCAAUACCAUCUUAUUCUGUCUUCUUAUGGAGCAAGCAUUGUCGCAAGAAGAAGUUUGUGAUUUGUUGCAUGCAGCUCCAUUUCAGAAUAUAUUACCUCGCCCUUUCUGUAAAGAUGGAGAAAAACCAGAAACUAAGCAAAAACGGCUGGAAGCCAAGUAUGCGGCACUCCAAAUUGUGCCUAAUGUUGAAGAACUGGGAACUGCUAAGCAAGCAAUGAUUGCAAAAGAAGGUGACUUAUUGACAAGAGAGCGACUGUGUUGUGGGUUAUCAAUUUUUGAGGUAGUACUGAGUCGCCUGCGUAGUUUUCUCGAUGAUCCGAUUUGGGUUGGGCCACCACCUGCAAAUGGAGUUAUGAACGUAGAUGAAUGUACCGAAUUUCACAGACUUUGGAGCGCCUUGCAAUUCGUGUACUGCAUACCAGUUGGAGAAACAGAAUUCACAGUAGAAGAACUCUUUGGAGAAGGCUUACAUUGGGCUGGUUGUGCCAUGAUAGUCUUAUUGGGUCAGCAGAGAAGAUUCGAGGCUUUAGACUUUUGCUACCAUAUUCUACGUGUUCAACGUGUGGAUGGUAAAGAUGAAAAUGUCAAGGGCAUUCACUUGAAGAGAAUGGUAGAUCGUAUAAGACGAUUCCAAGUAUUAAACUCUCAAAUUUUUGCUGUGCUAAAUAAGUACCUGAAAAGUGGAGACAGUGACGCAACUAGCGUAGAACACGUCCGAUGUUUUCCUCCUCCAAUUCAUCCUUCCCUUGCACACACUCAGCAACAUUAUCACGCUCCAGAAUAUUUGCGUCAAAUGAAUCACCAGUAAUAUCACAACAAAAUAAGAAGUAAGAAAUAAAUCAUUGAUAUAUACUUCGGAUUAGAUAUGAUAAUGCUAUAUCUAUUAUGCAAUGCAAUAUUUUAAUUUAACUUUACUCGUUUAAAAGACGGACUUCAUUGGCAACCAAAGUUGACAAACCACGAAGGUUUAAUGCUCGUCAGUCGGCGAAUUAUUAUGACACUAUAACAACUCAAUAAGAGAAAAUAGUUUAACCCACCAUACAGACCAUUAGGCAAUUAAGUUAUAGUCUAACGAUAAAAUAUAGAAAAUUGAUAAUUUUUAUACUUUUACGAAAUAUUUUACUUGUUCAAUCAAAUAACUAGCAUUAGCUUACUUGCCAUCAAUUCGAAGAAAUGAAUCAACCUAGUCUGCCUGAUUCUGAAAUCAUUAAAAUAUUGCCCAAUAAAAUUUAGGAAAUAUAAUCACGAUUACCGCAAGGAAGUCCCGUUAUGUUAGUAUAUUCAAAUAUUUUAUACAAUUCCACUGGUAGAAACAGUGUCAUAGAGUUGGUUGUUCAUUUAAUGUUGCAAAUAAUUGUACAAUAAAAUUCACUCAUUGCCUAUUGAUCGUCUACCGAUGGCUGAUACAACAAUUAAUUACGAUUAUGUUAAUAAUCAUUCACUGAAACAAUCCAUUGAAAUAAUCAUUGUAUGAAUGAUUUUCUCGACUUGUCAAUUAAAUUUAUUUAUAUCAAAUUUUAUGCAUGUUCUUUUCCCGUUUCGAGUUUUCGGAAAAUAAAUUUGCUAUGGCUAUCUCUUAUUCAGUAAAUUUAGAAAGUUUUUUUUGUAAUUUUACCGUCUGGUUUGCGUACCCAUUAUUGAAAAUAUGUUACAGAUGACUAUUCCAACUGACAAUGUUAUUAAAGGAAAUCACGUAAACUGAGUAUUUUAGUUCUAAAUAUUUUUAUAGAAUUAAAUUUCUAAAUACUUACAAUAUUCCCAUUUUUGUAUAAAAACCAAAAGUACUGUAUUUUGUUCAAACUGAUACAUCGAUAAGCAUUUUUACAUUACAUAUUACAAACGUAUGUACAAGUACUAAUAAUAAUUAAAUGAUAUGAAGAAUA
Molecule: messenger RNA, 5109 nt
Organism: Athalia rosae (coleseed sawfly)
Lineage: Eukaryota; Metazoa; Arthropoda; Insecta; Hymenoptera; Athaliidae
Gene: Sra-1
Product: cytoplasmic FMR1-interacting protein
Exons: 18
Coding region: 159-4034 (1291 amino acids)
Biological process (GO): regulation of actin filament polymerization; cell morphogenesis; regulation of translation
Cellular component (GO): SCAR complex; synapse; neuron projection
Molecular function (GO): RNA 7-methylguanosine cap binding; small GTPase binding
Source: RefSeq, a predicted model, not a curated record